This is a messenger RNA of Python bivittatus (Burmese python), 2885 nucleotides long. It is a transcript of the gene AKAP7, whose product is annotated as A-kinase anchoring protein 7. Gene Ontology annotation, molecular function: protein kinase A regulatory subunit binding. Lineage: Eukaryota; Metazoa; Chordata; Lepidosauria; Squamata; Pythonidae. Gene Ontology annotation, cellular component: cytosol. The record is from RefSeq and is a predicted model, not a curated record.
GCAUAAUUAUGGGUUAUGUGGGUCAAGAAUAUUAUGCAGAUGCAGCCGGUGCUCCACACCAAGAAUUUGGUUCUGCCUUGGCCCUGUACCAGUCAGAGAAUGCAGAGAGAGAGACUUCUGCUUCUAGCAGCUCCCUCCUCAGCUGCGAGAGUGAAAACAGAAAACCUCGAGAGGGCGAAAGAACUAAUAGCUGGAAAUUCUUUUCACACGAGUAACAGCCGUUCCGCACCUAUCAGAAAUAAAGGCCCAAUCCUAUUCACUCUCAAUAAACAUUCGGAACAACGUCAUAAUACACGGCUCGGUCCUCCAGCUAAUUUCGAACCCACUCUGCAGCUGCGUUGCAUGAUGGGAGUCGUAGUUUUUCGCAAUGUCGACGUGCGGGGAGCAGAGUCAUGUCUGUUCCGCCGACCGAACGGCAGUGGUCGGUGGAGCUUCCCUUUGGCUCCUCCGCUUUUCCGUAGGUGCUUGGACGGAGGCAAGAGCCGGGACAUGAUACCACGGCUGCCCCGGCUUCUUUUCCGGACUCUUCGCUCCGCUCGCUUCGCCGCAGGGGCAGCUGGGUUCCCUAGUCCCCAGAUCCCCUGGGCGGCCCCAGAGGCGGGACGGGGAUUUCUGGGCUCCGGGGCCGUUAUGGCUGUGCAAGGGCCCUCCCUUCUCCGGGCGGAUUCCCAAAGGCUGGAAGCGGAGGAGGAGGAAGCUGGGCGAGGAAUGGGAGAAAAAGUUCAGCUUCCCCCCGCAAGCGAGCAGUUGUCACAACAGAUCGAUGGAAAACAAACUCUGGAGUGUAAGAAAAAAGAAAGAAAAAAGCAAAGGAAGGAAUCGUAUGGUUCUAAUGAUUCGACUGAUAAUUUGAUGAUGGAAAUGCCAUUUGCCAAAGCAGAUAUUGAACCUGAAUUUAGCACCUCGAGCAAAUCUAAACCAUCUGUUAAAAAGAAGAGAAAGAGAAUUACUGGAAAGGAGAGUGAAGAAGACAAUAUAAUAAAGAAGAAAAAGGAAAACCAAGACAGACCCAAUUACUUCAUUUCUGUUCCAAUCACAAAUCCAAAGAUUAUAAAUGGCAUUCAGACACUCCAGAACACAAUCAUGCAAAAAGAUAAUAGACUCUCCAAAGCAAUGAUUCAUUAUGGCUCUUUCCAUGUCACCCUCUUAGUGAUGCAUCUGUCCAGUGAAGAAGCAAUUAGCAAUGCAGUUGGUGCUUUCUUGGAGAGUGGAGGUUUAAUUGAAGAAUUACUACAAGGAAAGCCUGUGGAUUUAUCUUUUCAAGGUACUGAUCACUUCAGAAAUCAAAUUGGAUUUGUGAAGUUGACUGAGAGUGAUCACACAACCACGCUUUUAAAGAUAGCAGAAAUUGUGAAGAAGAUGUUUCAAGAAAAAGGUGUCAUCAUAGAUGACAAAGCUUUUAAGCCUCACCUGACCUUCAUGAAGUUGUCAAAAUCCCCAAAACUACAAAAGCAGGGAGUGAAAAGAAUUGAUCCAAACAUGUUUGCAGAUUUCAAGAAUCAUUAUUUUGGAGAUGAACUUAUGAAGCGCCUAGAUCUUUGUUCAAUGUUGAAAAAAAAGCAACCUAAUGGCUACUAUCAUUGUGAAUCCUCUAUUGUAGUAGGGAACAGCCCUGAAACAGCCAUAGCAAAGGAAACUUUGCAUAGAGAAUUGUUGUCCCUGUUGACCAAAGUGAAUCAGAUAAAAGAACUUUUAUCAAGUCCAUCAAUUCGGAUGAAAAUACACAAGGAACUGCUUGAACAAUGACAGCUCAGUGACAGCAUCUGGGAAAAUGUCACUGAUCCUACUUCUUUAGUGUCUUAAUUUUUAACUGCAAAUUAUACAGAUUUAUUUAUAGUAUAAAUUAUUUACAUACCCAGUUGGCAUUGCCUUUUUUUUAGAGGAAGAGACAUACCUGUAUCCAAAUAGUUGAAAGUGAUAGGAAAAUAAAUAGAUUAUAUAAUACAUAAGCACUCUUUUCUAACAUCCAUCCUAUUUGGUGAGGGGUGAGGAAAUCCAACUGAGUCAGAAGAAGGCAAAGUCUAUUGUAAGUAGGUACAUAAAGACCUCUAAUGCUACCAGUAUUUAUCAGUACAUGAAAAUACAGUGUAAUGCUGUAGUAUUGAUUGGGAAAAGUCACAAUUUGUGACAUGAUUAAUCUCAUCCUAUGCAUUUUUUGCUGGCACAGGAAUGUCAAUGGACAAGAUUUAGAAGCAGACUUUCAUUGCUUAGAGUAUAACAUUUAGUGCAAAUGAAAAACUGAGUUAGGGACUCUACUAUGUGGAGUGGAAUUGCAUGCACUGGUCUCUUGAAUGAAUUAUCUCAUCUCAUUAGCCUUAUGUUUUGCUUUAUUUUUCUUACCAUUUACCAUGUAGAUCAGAUCAUGUUCUCUCUUAGUCCAUGUUUAUGCUAUGAUAGAUAAUACAAUUGAUUUUUUUCUAUAGCUGUAAACUUUAUAACAAGGCAACAAGUUCUAUUAAGUGGCUUUAAACUGUACCACUUAGAAGAACAUUUUGUAUUAUCUUCCUGUCUUUUAUCUAUUUAUGGUAACAUUUUGUUUUUGGACUGCUUAUUUUUUUAACACAUCAGAAUUUGAAAUAUUAUGUACAGAUUCUGACAUACAGCUUUUGCUAUUGUUUACAUGCAAAACAAGAUGGUUUAAAAUGUUUUAAUAUUUAUUGUAAAAUUGCAGAUGGUCUUUAUUUAAUCAUUUGUUACGAGUAUGCUGAUUUUAAAAAGAGGAAAAAAAAUUCAAUGACUUUUGUGAACAUAGUUUCUGAAAUUUGAAAAGGGCUAAAAAGGGGGGGGGGAGUAAGACAAUUCAUAUUAAUAUUUAUACAAAGUGUAUUUUCUCUGAAUGCAGAUUUGUGCUUCCAACAGAAUUAUAAAAAGUAUGUGGCAUGCUA